Molecule: messenger RNA, 1724 nt
Organism: Cryptomeria japonica (Japanese cedar)
Lineage: Eukaryota; Viridiplantae; Streptophyta; Pinopsida; Cupressales; Cupressaceae
Product: transcription factor MYB20
Exons: 3
Coding region: 459-1322 (287 amino acids)
Source: RefSeq, a predicted model, not a curated record
AUUGACUCUGUGUUAUGCAGUCAUUACUGGUAUAACUGGUAUAAAAAGGCUGAGAAAGGCAUUCCUUGAGAAGAGGAGGAGACAGAGAGAAAAAGAGAGAGAUUUCUUUGCAAGACAAAAGCAGAGCAUUUGGCAGGCGCCAUUCAUUUCCUGCUACACAAAUUAUCUCAAACCACAGUGGCCUGCUCUGUUUCUUCGUACAAAAAAUUUGACAGGAACCCACUCUCUGUUUCUUUAUACAAAGAAAUCUUGCAAUCCUCAUGCCAAAUGGCUGAACAUGCCCGAAUCUCUCUGUUUUGACUGCAUUUGGGAGGAUUAGGAAAGAGAAGUUUUGCAUGCGCCUGCACUGCCAUCUUCAUUCUUUUCAUAGUUUUUUGUUUUGGUGGUUAUAGAAGCUCAAUUUUGGGUUCUUGAUUUCUCUGUUGAAUCUCCUCCAAAGUAGUAGACAAGAAAGAGGAAUGGGAAGAAGGCCGUGCUGUGACAAAGUUGGGCUCAAGAAAGGACCCUGGACUGCAGAUGAAGAUAAAAAGCUUGUUGCUUUCAUUACUAACAAUGGCCACUGCUGCUGGCGUCUCCUUCCCAAGCUUGCUGGGUUGCUGAGAUGUGGAAAGAGUUGCAGGUUAAGGUGGACAAAUUAUCUUCGCCCUGAUCUGAAACGUGGUGUCUUAUCAGAGUCAGAGGAGAAUCUUAUCAUCGAACUUCAUUCUCAGAUGGGUAAUAGGUGGUCCAAGAUUGCAUCACAUUUGCCAGGGCGUACAGAUAACGAGAUUAAAAACUACUGGAACACCCACAUAAAAAAGAAGCUGUGGCGCAUGGGAAUCGAUCCCGUGACGCACAGGCCUCUGCCACAGCCUCCAUCUACACUGGAACCAAACAACAUAGCAGAAGCAUACAAAUUCUCUUCAGAUGAAGACACGCAGAAGCAAAUCCUCCAUGAAAACCCAACACAAAUCAUACAGGAACCUGAAGGCUCGGAGACAACAGUUUUAAUCAAUCUUUCCGAGGACGAAGAAUUCAAGCAGAGAGAAGACAUUUCAUACACAGAAAUCCCCUGCAAAAUGGAGGACCCAUCAAUUCAGAACUUGUGGGAUUACAAUGACACUGCAGCAGAUUGCUUUGGGAGCUCCCAGUACGGCAUAACUUGGUUCGACCAUGAAUCUUACGUAGGUCAGGUGUUCGAAACUCCAGGGCUAUCCCCUGCAUCACCAGAUUUUUACAACACCCAUUUAAUUUUGCAGUCCCUGGAUAAUUUUAACAAUCAAUCCCCCUCAUGGGAUGUAAACCCAGAACUCACCUCCAACAGGAUUUAUUCCCAAAACUAGCUUAUAAAUCCCAAAGUUUGCUGCUGUAAUAAUAUAAGCUACGACAGAAAAAAGAAAACCAGAGCAAUGUAAAUAUGAGGCAUAGAGCCUUAACCAAAUUCAAAAUCCGUAACUGGAUAGACAUGAAACAGAAAUUUCAACCAUCUGGGUCUUUUUGUUUUUAAAAUUUCUAUACAGAAAACUGAAAUUUGGGUCAAAAUCUUUCCAACUGAAAAAAAUAAAAAAAUCGCGUCUCUGUAAUUGAUAGUUGUGUAAUUGUGUGCAUGAAUGUGGUGAAGGGGAUAAAUUCAAAAAAUUGCCAAAUUGUCUGGCAAAACAAUAGAAAAAUGCCUGGAUAAGAUUCUUCCGCAUAUAUUACAUUACAAGAGGGAAUCAAACAGCUUAGAAACGGAUUUUUGUGGA